Messenger RNA from Morchella sextelata, 162 nucleotides. RefSeq lists its product as uncharacterized. The record is from RefSeq and is a predicted model, not a curated record. NCBI's taxonomy places the organism in Eukaryota, Fungi, Ascomycota, Pezizomycetes, Pezizales, Morchellaceae. The transcript has a single exon. The coding region runs from base 1 to 162 and encodes 53 amino acids.
AUGGCCCAUGCGUCCUCCGCGCGCCGCACCGCAGUAGCGAUCAAGUCGAGAAAACUCUCCAGCGGUCACCGGUCGGCAGUCUUAUUCCGCAACGCCGGCUGGCUGGCUGGGAUUUUUAUGUCAUGUGUCAGCAGCCGUACCAAUAACUGGGUCGAGCUUUGA